Cetraspora pellucida is the source of this 13029-nucleotide messenger RNA. Lineage: Eukaryota; Fungi; Glomeromycota; Glomeromycetes; Diversisporales; Gigasporaceae. The record is from the annotation of a GenBank genome assembly.
AUGAGUAAUAACAAAGAUAUCAACAUUAACAUUAUUUUUCAUGUUCACUUGCCAUUUGAUACGAAUUCUUACAAGCCCGCAGUUUUGGGUAAUUGCAAUGCUUUAGGCGAUUGGAAAAAACCCAAAGUGUUACUUCGGCAGGUUCCAAAUUCUACUCUUUGGGUGUCUGACCCUGUGAACAUUUCAGCAACCUCUGAUAUUGAAUACAAAUAUUGUCUAGUUUCAUCAUCUUGGAUUCCUUCAGCGAUUUUGGACCCAUUAAAUUUCGAAGGUAGUGGACACAGAUCGAAUCGACAAAUGAUACAUCGUGACUAUAUUUAUGACGUUUGGAAAGAUAGCGAAAAAUUUAAAAAAAGUAAAAAUUCAAACGAAUAUUAUGCUUUUAUUGACUAUAUUUACAAGAAUAUCAAAUCACCUGAUAGUUUAAGAUUGGGUAUCAUAAAUUAUCAGCACAUUUUAAAUACACACAGAGAAGAAUUUAGAAGAAUCAUUGGUUUCAUAAACCAGAUUUUGUCAACGAGUAAAACAAAAGAGCAGGUUUUAUUUUUAUGCGUUCUCCUUGGUCAUUACAUGGAUCAACAAAAGGGUUGGUCGCAUGAAUCCAGUCUUCCAAAUAAAUUUCCGUCCUCUACCGUUAUAAAGGAAUUUAAAAACAUCGAUGAUUAUUCUAGUCUGCCUUCCGGUGCAGAAAACAUGGUCGUGAAGGCCUUUAAUGCUUUGAUUCAACAUAACUCUAAAUAUGGCUUUUUAGAUUGGAUUACAAUAUUUGCACUUACACCUAAGCUUGAUGCAUCAUAUUCAUUUAUUGAUUCAAUCGAAUUAUAUGAUUACAAACAACGACCUGACCUGUUCAUAAAAUUAUUGAAAGAAAUAAGGCCUAGCAUUAAUUAUCUUAAGGGUUCUAAUCAAAUUGCGUUAAAUAAAAUGAUGAAUAAGAUCAUUAGAAUGUCAUAUGACGCGGAAUGUCUCGUACGUCUACGGGAAAGUUUCGAAGACUUAGAGAAUAAUAAUUUUCUGCAAAAAAUUCGUACAAAGCUUUUGGAAUUAGUUAAAGGCAAACAACAGUGUUGGGAUGACGAGAAUAUAUCCUCGCUUAAAAGACUUCUUAAGGAACCUAAUUUUGGGUGGCAACAUAGAGAAUAUGCAAGCGUACUCAAAGCAAUUGCCGAAUCAAAUCAAAGAAUCGUAUUGGAAUUGUUUCCUGAAAUUUAUAAGUUUAUUUUGGGAUUAAAUAUAGAGACUCCUUUACAAAUUCUCAAUCAGGGCCUGCAAGCAGGUUACCUGUCAAUUAAAAAAGAACUUGAGCAAGAAUCGAUCAAGUGGUUCAUAAAUAUCUGUAAACAAAAAAGUUCGGCCUAUGACGUUUGCCGUUAUCUUUCAUUGAUGCAUUCCACUUCGAAACAUGGUCGAGAAAUUUUAAAUAAAUUAUUGAACCAUGAUAUUGUGACGUCAUUGCCCGAUGAUUCUAUGUUCUCCAUUAUGUCACGUAUUGACAAUUUUCAUGAAGAUAUAAUAACUCAUUUUACGUCUUUGGUUAAAGGCAAAAUUGGACCUCUAGUUCAAGUUCCCGAUGAGCGUCUCAUGAAAAUUAUUAUACAAAUUUGUGGCAGUACAAGUUUAAAUAUCCGAAAUCACUCUUGCGAAGAAAUUUUAUUUUUUAUACUCGAUCACCUGCAACAAGUGAAAGGUGUUAGAUUUUCUGAUUUAGAAUCUUUUCAACUUUCGUUAUUUCAAUUUGCAAAAUUUUGGAUGACCAUAUUUAAAGCAAAAGGUUGCAAACAAAAACUACGUUCUCAUCCAUAUUUUAAGGAAACGUGUGAAACGGUGAUUCAUCUAGCUAUGAAUAUUAGAAAUCGUACCAUCACAAUAAGACUUCUUCAAAAAAUUUUUAAAUACUUCAUCAAUAACAGAAUUCUCAAGGAUUAUAUUAACUCCGCUAUAGAAAAUUAUCCGAGUAAAUCUGAUGUCAUUACAGAUGAAAUUAUGGAAGAAAGUUAUAAUAAAUGCUGUAAUUACAAUUCGACUUUGGAACGUCUCCGAAAAUUUUAUGAAAAAUUUUGUUCUCCUCAAUUAGUUAUAGACGUGAAACAAUAUUUUGACAAUUUAGAAAAAAGAUUAACUGAUGCCACACUUAAGGAAUCAUACAUCAAAAAUCAUUGGUCAAUGCACUCUAUGACUAUCGAAAUUAUGAAUCAAUAUUAUCAUUUUGUUGACUCACGAACCUUCUACAAUGUAUUUCAAAUUGCAUUGAAGCCAAAAUUGACAGUUGAACAAGUAAUGGAUAAAAUUAUUAAAGAGGCUGUUGAGAAUUAUAUGAAUAUAUGCAAAGAAUACAGUAAAUGGGAAAACAUUAAAUGCAGCAUUGCAACUGAAUUUUGGAAAAAUAUCAAGGCGGAACACGUUGAUCAAGAAAUUAAUUUUGUGACCCCUUAUUUUGAUAAGCCUAAUAAUGCGUACAAUAUUCAAAGAUUAAUUACCUCUCUAAAACUUUUAGUUUUUAUCUCACCAACAUUGGAAAGGUUAGAUCGACUUUUAACUGUUGUUGAAGCUUUGGAAAUUAUUCAGAGUGAUCAAACUUUUUGGGUCAAAGAAUUUAUACAUAAUUUAAAAGAUAAGGAAUUAAUACUUUGUCAGCUUCAUGAAAUUUUUGAUCAACUUAAUAAAAUUGAACAAAUGUCAUCGUUGACAGAUGAAGUUUGGUUAGUAAUUGAGGAAAUUUGUUCUGCUAAAGAUUUUGUUAUUUUUCUUAAGUCACUUGUCGGACAUAAUCUUAAAAACUUAAUCAAUGGAGUCGAUGAUCAUUCAGAUGAGCGCUUGAUCCAAGAAAAUACAGUCCAGACAUUUAUUCAAAUAAAACAGACCUUAGAACCUUUAUUAGAGAAAAGAAUGGCGAGUGAUGAUGCGCAAUCAACGGUGCAAGAAUUCUUGCAAAUUCUAUGUGGCAUUAUAAAGAAGAAUCCGUCACUUGUACCAAAAUUGCGAUUAUGUAAUGCAAAUGCCCAAGCAUUAAAGAAUAUGCACAGAAGCAUUUCUAAUCAUGGUGAGGUAACAAAAGAAAAGAUCUUCUAUUCAGUGACAAAGGGGGAAUUUUCUUUUAAGCAAAUGAAAGAUAAUGAAAAUAUAUAUACGGCAACAUUAUCAUAUCCUUCUGAAAAUUCACCAGGCGAUAUUGCAAAUUAUACUUUUGAAAACCUUCAAGACUUGCGUAGUCAUGCUUUAUUUAUCGCAAAAACUCCUACCAAUACAAAGGCAUUCACCAAUGAGAAAAAUUCCAAUGAUGAAAAUGAAGCUAACGAUAUCUCAUUAGAUCACAUGAAUCAAUUUGUCGAUAGAGUUGAUCUCGCGCAAGAAAUAAUUGAUGUUGCUUCAUCACUAAAAGAACUUGGACAUUUUAAAUACCGUGAUUUUCAAAAAUCUACACGUUCUACUAAAGAUAUGGAAAAUUUGCUAAAAAUUUUGCUUGAUGAUUUACAAAACUGGGAAGCAAUUGUUAAUGAAGCACAACAAAAACAUUAUUAUUUAACCUUUUUUUUAGCACAACACAUUUUGACUUUCUAUGAUUAUUUUUCAUGCAAUGAUACUCGACCAAAUAUUAAAGAAAAAUGUUCGAUGCUCUUGAGAUAUGUAAACGAUAAAGCAAAAUUGCCAAACAUUGACUCUGAUAACAUUAAAAUAACUCUUGCACCUAAAAAUUAUCAUCUUAUACUUCGCAAGAUUGGAACCAUAUUACAUGGAAUAUUCAGUCAAAUUCCUAUUACUCAACGAAAAAUGACGGCCAGUAUUAAUCGUGAGGCAGUGAUUGCAAUUAAUCAAGGAUGCCUUUUCAUUGCAAAAUGUAAUAAUAAGCUUAAAGUACCUAAUAUUAUUAUGUCUUUAUGUAAUUUACAUAAUAGAUGUUAUCCAGAAGCGUGGCAAGUUCUAAUUUGUAAGUCUUCUACCACAGAAGAAGAGCUUCUAACUUUCACAAAACGAUGUUUUUUCGCUGCAAAGAAUGGAUAUGGGGACCAUUUGUUUUUCAUUGCAAAUGUUGAAUUUCUUGAUUUUGAAUUGCAAUAUCAAUUGGUUUCAAACAUACGUUCUUUAAGUCAACAAGAAAAGAAAUUUUAUCUAGUCUUGAUUUGCUGUCUUGAAAACAAUAUGCAUCAUCAUAUACUCGAUCAAUUUCCCGAACAUACACAUGUAAUUCAAGGUAUUGAUGCGGGUUCAAUGCAGAAUAUUUACAAAGAACUGUGUCCUAAGGUAUUUGUAGUUUCUUCAAAGUUAUCCGGGCAAGGAAAGACUAAGUGGAUUGAAGCGCAGAGCUCCAUUCAAAGAUUGAUUCCUAGAAAAUUUCUAAUAAGUGAUGGUAUAACAUUUGGAGCGCUUGUAAAUAAGUUAUCAGAAAUUAGAUUAAGAAAUACCGAAAGUUUGCAUUUAAAUAUCAUGUUGAUAUACAAUCAUUACGAUGUAAACAUGUUCCUAUUCGAAUUUCUUUCAUUUAAAAUCGUGAGAUACAGAACCAAUUUCUUAAACAUCCCAUCGGCAUUAAUAUAUAUUGAAAUAGAAUCAACCAUGAACCAAGACUUAUCACUUAAUUCAAUUCCAAUUAUCGGACAUUUAAAAAGAGAGGAUUUGACUUGGAAUAUCAACAAUAUAAUUAUUCCUCAAGAUGUGAACAAUCCUAUUCAAAUCGUCACGAGAUAUUUAGAUGCAUAUGAUCGUAAUACAAUUAAUACAACUGACAUCGACUUUGAUGAUGAAGUAAAGCUGAUUUCCGAGACAAAUUGUCGGAAACUAUUACAAAAAUAUUUCUUUGAUAAAGUUACACCAGACAUCGAGAAUUAUCGUUUUCUCGAAAUAUUUGUCAAUGUUCUUGCGGAUCAAUUAAAACGAAUGUCAUCUAGCGUAUUCUUUCGCGUGGAAACAUUAAAAUUGAUGGCAGCAGACAAUAAUAUCCGAAAGACAUUAUUAGAAACGUUAAUAGGAGUAUCCAUGGAUUUUGCAACUCGAUCUGUGAAUUCCAAGAAAGACCAAUCCAAAAACCUGUCCAAUGAGAAGGGCGGGGACAUAAGCAUCACGAGCAUCAAACAUUGGGAAGAUUCAAAUCACUUACUGGUGUUUUUCUUAUCACAAUCACCUGAUUCAAUUAGUGCGCUUUAUCGUGAUAAAAGCAAGGUUCCCAAUAAUGUUGAAAAUUUGUUAAGGAGUCAACAUUAUCCUGUAAAUUCUAAUUUCGCUUUAGAUGACUAUGAUAAUAUGCCUUCUGAAGAUAUCUUAAAGAAACUGGAAUAUUUAGCACGAAAAACACACGAAAAACGUGAAUACGCACCAUAUGCACUUUCUAUGGAUAAUCUUUUAAAGAUGGCUUUAAUUUUAUUAAGAUCAAGAGCAAAUAUACCAGUAGUCAUUUGUGGUGAAGCCGGAUGUGGCAAGACAAGUCUCAUUCAAUUCCUUUCAACAGUUGUCGAUGUUGAACUUCAAAUUUUAAAUUUGCACGCUGGAGUAACUAAAGAACGAAUAUUUAAAUUUUUAUCUGAUGCAGAAGUUGUCGCAGAGAAAAGUGAAUUAUGGUUGUUUUUUGAUGAGAUUAAUACAUGCAAUCAUAUCGGUGUUCUCGCAGAUCUCAUAGCUCAUAGGUUACUCCUAGGAAAAGAAAUCCAUAAAAAUAUUAGGCUUUUUGCAGCCUGCAAUCCUUACCGAUUUCGGCAAAGAGCUGAUACACAAGCAGGACUUUCAUUUGAUAGAUAUGAACAGAAGAAUAGUCUUGUCUAUCAAGUACGACCGCUUCCUGAUCAAAUAUUAGACUAUGUUUGGGAUUAUGGUGUUUUAAAGCCUUCAAAUGAAAAGAUUUAUAUAAAUAUGAUGGUCAAACGGUAUCAGAAUGAUCCUAAGCAAAUAAUUUUGUUCACAGAGCUUUUAUUUGCAUCCCAAGAAUUUGUAAGAACACAUGAAGGAGUACACAGUGUUAGCUUACGUGACGUAAAAAGAGCAAUAAUUAUAUUUAAGUUUUUUUGCAAAAGUCUUUCUGAACGUCAAAAAUUAACUGAAAAAAUAUCUGAAGAACAAACCGAUUUCAGAUUUAAAGUUGUUCCCGAUAUAGUAUAUAAUAUAGUAAAUGACCUAAAAUCCUAUUUUGAAGAUGGUCCAAAUAAUAUUAUAAAAUCUUAUAUAUUAGCAAUAAAUCUUUGUUACCAGGUUCGGUUCUUUGAUCAAGAGUUACGUAAUCGAUACCAAGAAAGAAUGUGCACAAUUUUUGAGGAGCUUGGGGUGGAAAUGAAUUCUAAAACUUUCACGGAGAUUGUUCGAGGAGAACAAAAAGAUUUUAUGAGACGUAUGACGAAGCCGAAUAUGGUUGCUGAAAACUUUGCGCUCCUCGAGAAUGUAUUAGCGAUUACUGUUUGCAUAUUAAAUCAUAUUCCGGUGUUUAUAAUUGGUGCUCCGGGUGCAUCAAAAUCUCUAGCUGUUCGUCUGGUUAGUCAAAGCCUCCGCGGUAAUGAUUCUGAUGACCCAUAUUUUAGAACUCUUCCUCAAGUAUAUGUAGUUCCUCAUCAAGGAUCAUCAUCUUCGACAUCUGAAGGCAUCAGUACAGUGUUUGAUAAAGCAAACAACUACCAAAAAGGAAACUCAAUAGAAGAUCCGUUAAUCACUGUUGUAUUACUUGAUGAAAUUGGCUUGGCUGAAAAAAGUCCUCAUAAUCCGUUAAAAGUUUUGCAUUCAUUACUUGAGCCAAAUUAUCCUGCAGAACUUCCAGAAGUUGCUGUUAUUGGAAUAAGUAAUUGGAGACUUGAUAAUUCUAAGUCAAGCAGGGCUUUAUUAGUACAGAGACCCAACAUUGAAAACGAUGAUCUUAUCGACACUACAAAACUUUUAUUGGGAGGGUGCACGGAAUCUCAAUUUAAAGCUUUAGCCGAUUCAUAUCUUGAAUAUAAAAAUGUUCAACCUAUUAACAACUUUCAUGGACUUCGAGAUUAUUAUUUCUUGGUCAAAAGCCUUAGUCGUGAAGAGUCUGCACAAAUGGCAUUAGCAAGGAAUUUUGGAGGAACUAAUCAAAUGAAUGAAAUUUACAGAGUUCAUUUUCAAAAAGUUGUAACAGAAUUUCAUGAAUCUAUAGACGAUCUCAAGAACUUUUCAAUAGAAGAUCUUAUUAAAGCCAAUUUGAAAGAUAAAAAUGCACGUCACUUAAUGGUCAUUGGAAAAAGUGCUUCAAUCGUAAACAUCUUGACAUAUAAAUUAAAACAAUGGAAUAAACUUGAUGCUGAUUUUGAUUCGGAACCUGUUGUUAUUUAUGGCAGCCAAUUUCCUAAUGAUUUUGAUGGUGAUUAUCAAUAUAGUAUUUUAAGCCUUAUUAUGAUGUGCAUGGAGGAAGGAAGAUCAUUAAUUUUGACGGAUCUUGAUACAAUAUAUGGAAGUCUUUAUGACUUAUGGAAUCAAAAUUACAUAACCAUAGGAAAAGAAGGAAAUCAAACAUUUUGUACACGUGUUGCAUUAGGAGCUUAUUCAAAUCCUUUGGUCACUGUUCAUGAAAAGUUUCGUUGUAUAUUAGUUCUUAAUGAAGAAAAAGUAAAUUACUCAGAUCCACCAUUAUUAAAUCGAUUUGAAAAACAGAGAAUGACUAUAAGUGAUAUAAUAGACGAUGAUAUGAAAAAGAUAUUAAAUAAACUUACAGUGUGGUCGAAGCAUAUAUCAACACUCACAAAUAUGGAAGGAGAAAAUGCAUCAAAAUUUAAUGAAAAUGAUAUUUUCGUUGGAUUCGAUAAGGAGGAAACUUUGCAAAGUUUAGUAAUUUAUAAUAGUAAAGAUCAAAACUUAAGAGGCGAAAUGGCUAUUUUGGAUAAGUGUAAAGAAUUGUUGAUAGGUAUAGCUUUGCCAGAUGGAAUUGUACGUUCAAAGAAAUCAAUGUUAAGUAAUGAAGAAAUAGAUUACUGGUAUAAUUUCUAUUUUAAACAAGACCAUGAAGAUUUCCCUAGUUAUAUUAGGUCAUUGAUAAAUUCUAAAAAAGCACGAGGUUUUAGUUCGAUUAUUUAUACAUUCUCAAACGUUAACACAGAUAUUAAAUCUUGUUUAAAAAAUAUUUUAAAAUGUCAGAUUGACAAACUUUCAACAUUUAAAAGUGAAGCCCAAUUACAAUCCCGUGUUAAGCACUUCUGGUUAGAAUCUAAAGAUGAGAUUUUAAUUUUACAAUGUGAUCUGGAUGCAGCAAAUUCAAAAUGCAUUAAACUUGCAAAAUUCAUCAUAGAUCAGUAUAAGAAUAAAUUUAUGGCAAGUAAAUACUCAGUCAAUCAAGUUAAACAUGUUUGUAUAAUUCUUCAUUUGAGAAAAGAAAAUGUAUCUUCUACAAUAUCAUCAUUUGAUUUUAUGUGUGGAUGGGAUCUAUUUACUAUAGAGACUUUAGUUCUUCAAGAGUAUCCUCUCCAAGCAUAUUUAGAUAAAGAUUUGAUAACCGUUUUGAAAACUGCAUAUACUUUUGAGAAAGUCAUUGAGCAUGAGUUGUUAUGGUGCUUGCUUUGCAUAGAAUUUCCACCAUCAUAUGAAUCAGCCAAAUAUAUCCAAUCACUCGUUCAAAAAAUUCUGUGUCAUAAGGAAUUUAUGAAUUGGAUGAAAACAAGAACCUUUGAAUUGCUACACGAUGAUCAGUUUAAAAAUUGGCAGUUAGAAGUUGCUGUGAAUAAAAAGGAUUUAUAUUUGUAUUCUUCAUUCUCAAUUGCUUUACAAAUAUAUAUUCGUCAUCAAGUCAGAAUGCUUGUAGCUCAACUUUUAAUUGCUUUAGAAAAGUUAUCAGGAUUUUUAAUUCUUGAUAGUGAUAAUUUGCUCAAUAAAGAAAAUAGUAAUAAUCAGAGUAAUAAUGAAAAUAAUAGUAUCAUAUUCGCCUUCUGGGAACCGAUACUUAUGAAUACUAAGAUCAUUAACAUUGAAAAUAUAAAAAUACCUUAUAAAAUAACAGACUGUGUUCAUGGUUUGAAACUUCCAUUUUCACGAUAUUUUAUGGAACAGAUUAACAAAUUUAAAAGUAUAUAUCAGGAUGAUUUAAUGAUGCUAGAAGGAAUUCCAGACAAUCUUGAAGAAAAUGGUGAUCUAAAAUUACAUAUUAUUGAUAACUGUAUUGAAAGGUUUUCUGACCAUAUUAUGUCUAUAGUUCCUGUAUUAAAAUUACCACGAUAUAAAUUUCAAAAUUUAUAUUUUAAUGACUUUGUAGCUAUUGUUUCACAUGGAAAGACUAAUAACAGCAAAAUAUUAUGUCGAAUUAUGUCUCAUCAUAUGAGACAAGAAGUACCAGAUCCUAUAAGGCUUCAUGUAUUUUGGUGGGACUAUGAAGAUUUAAUAUUAACUAAAUUGCAAUUAGUUUUAUUAUUUCCAAUUAUUGAAAAAGAAAUACUUAAUACAAAUUUUGAUAACAAUGAAGAAUUUGAUUUUGAUGAUUAUUUGUUAAAACGACAGUCAGAUAUUAUGAUUAAUAAAUUUUGUGAUAUCAUUGACAAUAAUAUCAAUAUAGAGGGUGAUAAUUUUUAUGAUAUAGGUGAAGAAAAUGUUCAUAAAGCGGAAAAUAAUAAAAAAUAUUCUAGUUAUUAUGAUCAGAAUAACCUGACGCACAUACAAAGCAAGCUUCAAUAUUGGCAAUGUUGUGUUGCAAAUAUUUUGUCAAUUGCUUGCAAUUUACCAAAUUCAUUAAAUAAUUCAUCAUUAAAUAUACUUCGAGGAUAUAACGACUUGUCUAAAUCAAUUCCAUUAGCACAACUACUUCAAAUUAAACAAUGUGGAACUGAUCUAUUUUCAAAACAAUCCAUUGACAUUAUUUUCAGAAUCUUUGAUAAAUUGGAUAGGACAAAAAUUAAUUUGUUUUCAAGACAAUCUUUUACUUUUAGGUGUUUAAAUACAAUUCCUCUUAAAACACCAGUCCCUGAAAAUGAAGAGCAAAAUGGAUUACUAUUCUUUAAUCUUAUUAGUAAUCCAAAAACAGUGGAAGGCACAAAACGACUACAAAUUAUUGAAAACAUCUUAGCUAAUCAAAAAUGUUCAGAAAUGUCAGCAUUAUGUUGUGAUGUUAUUCAGACACAACUUUCUACAAUAUAUCAAUUUGAUAAAUUGUCUAGUUAUUUUCUAAAAGCAACAGAUAUUUUAAUUAGUAAUUCCAAAAAAUUACAGAAAAUUACUGCAAUUGCCAUUUUGAAAGUAUUUGCAAAUGAAUUUUGGGGUCAUACAAAUUUUAUUGAAAAUUUAACUAAACAUACUGAAUACAAACAUACCGAAUACAAACUAUCAAUUGAUAAAAUUGAUGCUUUAAACAAACGCCUAAAAAUAGAUCAUCCUUUGAUUUAUUCAUUCACAAUAUAUUUGCUUAAGUCUUUAUAUUUGAAAGGAUUAACUACUUAUGAAAUCAAGAAAUUUUGUGAUAUGCAACAACAAAAUUUACCAUGGACUAGAAUUUUAAAAGUAGACUGUGAUAAUCGCCUUGGAUUUAACCCUUUCUGGUAUAAUGAACAAUUUAAACAAGUUGAUCUUUUAUUUAAGACAAUUUCUUAUAGUGAUGAAUCAUCAGUAAAUGAUACAUUUAAUUUAUUUAUUGAAAACAAUGAGAUAACUCAGAAAAUUUUAUUGGCGGGGAUGAUAAUGAACAAAUUUUAUCUGAUAAGAGCAUCACGUGAAUUGAAUGCAAAUGAAGAGAUUUUAUUACAAAAGAUUUUUAAAUAUCUACAAUCAUCUCAACUUCCAGAGCAUUAUAAAAUGUAUCUUUUAAAUUUUAUGACGAAUGAUCAUCAAUUAUAUAAACUAAGUCCAAAUGCUAAAAACACUGAAGUAUUUAUUUCCUCGAUUGUUGUUCAUGUCGUAGCAUUGAAUAUUUCAUGUUCUGUUAAUUCAUCUCCUUUAGCUGCAUAUAUGCAAGCACUACAUGAUUAUAAAGAUAAUUAUAUAUUAACAUGUCCAUCGGAUGAGUUGGCUUCGAUAACAAAUAUCAUAAUAGCAAAUGAUUCGGGAACUAGAAGAUAUCGAUGCAAAUGUGGAAAUCCUUAUUUUAUUAAUAAAUGUGGACGCCCAGAUGAUAUUGGUAAAUGCAAUCAAUGUAACAACACGAUUGGUGGUUUGAAUCAUAAUCUUAAUGAAGGAAGUAGCAUUAUAGACAAAGAUAAGAUAAAACAAUCGAUUAAUGUAAAUGAUAUACAAGGUUAUAUAAUUGAAGACAUAUUUGAGACUGAUUAUACCGUUAGAACUUUACAUCCGGCCUCUUAUAGAAUCCUUCAUCUGUUCUUGCACGUAAUUAUUGGCGUUCAAGCACAUUUACCAACCACGAUUGCCUUUAUUAAAAAUCAGGAUUGCGAUAUUGUUCAAUACUGUAAGAAACACAUUGAAACUGACUGGAAAGUGUUAAAAAAGAUUUUUAACUGCGACGAUGAAACUUUGACAUUAGGUAUUCAUUCGAUACUCUCAGAUAUGGUACAAGAAUCACAAAAAAAUGUUGAAAAGUUUACAUCACCAGCCCAAAGAGAAGUUUGGGAAGGAUACUUUAACCAGCGAUAUGUUUUACCAAAAAUAAGAGAGUUUAUAAAAACUGCCAAUGAUUUUCGGGAAGCAUUAAAUAACAAUACAGAUAAUUCACUUGAAAUCAACGAGACUAUGAAUGUUAAUGAUCAAUACAAUGAAAAAUAUUUACCUUUGCUUUGGAGACUAAUCAAAAAACCCGAUUUAGACAAUUUUAGAUCUUAUUAUAAUACUAAUACUGAAAAUAAAGAAUUGUUUCCACUAUUAAACAUAUUUUUAAAGCACGAAACCCAUCUGAACCUUAUCCGACACCUUUUACCAAUUAUGAAAUUUACACAAAUACUAUUUUCAAGCCUUUCUUAUAAUAUUGAGAGACAAAAAGCACAAAAUUUAACUUUUCAACAAUUUAUAGAAGGUGAAAGUAUAAGUGAUGAUACUGGAAAAACAAGAAAGUUUUUGAAUGCAGCAUUUAAUAACUUUGCAAAGUCAUGGAAUUGCGUAAUUCCUCAUGUUAAACGAUAUCGUUGUAAGGAUUUGUCGCAAAAAAUACCAAAAUUACAUAGUAAAUUGUCAAUAAUUUAUGGGCUAUAUAUGCAUGAAUCAACAGAUAAUUAUUUAUAUCUAUGUGCAAUAAUAGAAUUCUUGGUUCAAUUGCAAAAUAAUUUUCUAAGUGAUGUUGUAGAUAUUUCUCCUGGUACUUGUCAAUCAUUAAAAUUUAUUGAGAAAUUAGAUAAUCAAAAACCAAGGUAUCACUUGCAAUCUAUUAAUCUUGAAAACAUAAAAUCAGAACAAAUAAUUGUUUAUGAUGAUAUUAGUGAAAUCUUUUCAUAUUGUCAAUAUAACCUUAGACUAGGCUGUGGUCAAGAAAUUCAAUAUGAUCUAUAUAAGAUUGAAGCUGAAUUAGCACUAGAAUUGGUGUAUGAAAAAAAAUUAUUAAAAGCUAAUAAAAAUCAAAUGUAUUUGAAUACAUUUGCGUAUUCUAAAGAAUUAUUUAGCAGGUCUAUGACGAUAUUAGAAGACAUUAAAGAUUUAAUACAUCAAGAGCCAAUACCUGCUAAUAGUAAACCAGUACUAACGGACAAUAAAAACGAAUUACUUUUAGCUUUAGAAAUAACUAUUUGCUUUUUGAAACAAACAUCUGGAGGAGACCGUAAUACCUUAAUUAGCGAUUAUAUAGAAAAAUGGAUAAAAUCAUGUGUGUUAAGAAAAGACUAUAGUAGUUAUGAAUUAUUGACAAGAACAGGCUUGCAGCUUAAACAUAUUGUAGCACUAUAUGAAUUAGUUGAAGAACAUGUUGCUGAUAUAAUAGCAGAUCAAAUAGAUUCAAAAUAUAAAGCUGAAUUAAGAGAAUCUAUAACGCAAGCUAUUAUAGAAUCACUAGAUUUUGAAAACCCAAUUUCAGAAAAAUCUACUGAAAUUCCUGCGAAAGCAUUCUUAACUGCUUUGAAAAGAUUUAUAUUCAGAUACUUGAUGACUGAUAAUGAAAUCAUUAAAGAAAACGAUCCUCUUUCUAUAUAUCUGGUUGACAAUAUGCUCCAUGGAUGUUGGCCUGAUUAUGUUUCCAUAAAUGUUGUAUAA